Messenger RNA from Gongylonema pulchrum, 267 nucleotides. Lineage: Eukaryota; Metazoa; Nematoda; Chromadorea; Rhabditida; Gongylonematidae. The record is from the annotation of a GenBank genome assembly.
AUAAAUUCAAUAAUAUCAAUAAAAACAAAGUUAGUAUUUAGGUCGCAAUCAUCACCGAAAUCCUCCAUCAUUUAUGCGUCAUGGUAUUGGCAUGAAUCAUGCUCAACAAACGACAAGGUAACGUUCUCUUAUCAAUUAAUGGCCGAUCAGGAUAACACUGUUGUGAAGCAUCAAAUUCCACAUAUAACAACAGAUCCGCCGAGCAGUGGAGAAAGUUCGCCUCCAGUAAAAGUGCCCGAACUGCUAAAGGGUACUGUGGAAAUGUGA